This is a messenger RNA of Talaromyces proteolyticus, 2203 nucleotides long. RefSeq names its product WD40-repeat-containing domain protein. The transcript is spliced from 3 exons. NCBI's taxonomy places the organism in Eukaryota, Fungi, Ascomycota, Eurotiomycetes, Eurotiales, Trichocomaceae. Gene Ontology annotation, molecular function: protein binding. The coding region runs from base 124 to 1998 and encodes 624 amino acids. The record is from RefSeq and is a predicted model, not a curated record.
ACGCCAGAAGGAUACAAAAUAAAUCCACACAAAUCAGAGUCGCAUUAAAUAUAGUUGUCUUCGGUUUGGUCGAGGAAGUAGCAGGGGCCGGAAGGCAGGCGGCUGGGGUAUCAUUAGUUGACCAUGGCGUCACUAGUAGAUGAGGAUGAUGAUCGUGAGAUGGCCGGCUCGCAAGAUGGAAGCUCCGAUAACGAAGACGAGCAGAUGAGGGACGCCGACGAUGGUGAUGGAGAUAACGAGCCAGAUCAGGAUGUUGACCAAGAACAAGACGCCGACAGCCCCUCCAACAAUAGCCAGACAUCGGAUGGCGGUCCUGGAGGCGCAUCACAACAAGACUCUAACCUAACUGUCCCCGCAGACUCUCUGGCGAUCUUCCGCCCAAGUGUUCGACCGGAAUACCUUACAGCGGAAACAUAUGAUAUCGUACCAACCACAGCUGCCCCUCAAAGUACGUCUAUAAAUACCGUGACAGCUACGGCAGAUAUGCGAUGGGUUUUCAGUGGAGGAUCUGAUGGGUAUAUCAGGAAAUAUAAUUGGGCGGAUUCUAUCAAUGGCAAAUUAAUGUUGACGGUGGCUCAACGGCAUCCAUUUGUGGAUAGCGUCGUCAAGGCCGGCGUUCUUAUGAAUUACUGGGAAAAUAUGGAUGGGAAUGUGCUAUCACCAGUAUACUCUCUUGCAGUUCAGAGCGAAGCUCUUUGGCUGCUGUCCGGUUUAGAGUCUGGGAAUAUUCGCCUGCAGUCAGUGCGUCAUGAAGAGGGUCGAGAAAUAGCUCUCCUGAAACAGCAUACCUCAGCUGUUUCAGUGCUGAAUAUCACGCGUGAUGAGCAAUCGCUUCUCUCAGGCAGUUGGGACAAACAAGUUGUGGAGUGGGAUCUUAAUGUAGGAAAGGCCAAAAAUAUCUUCGGACCCGGUGCUAGUCAAAUUUCUGCAAUAGAAAUCCGACCAGAGUCUAGUCUUCCCAUCCCACGCGAUACCACGGAGGUCCAGCAUAGUGGGACAUUCUCGUCAAACAAUCAAUCGUCGUCAUUCGGCUUAGUCAAUGGCUCAGCCCAAAAUGAACAAACAGGCGAUGACACCAAUCCACAGGCAGCGUCUCCUGCGGAUUCUCUCUUCGGUGGUCCUGACUCUCUAUUCGGAGACACAGAUGGCAACAUUGCAGACGGUGGAGCACCGUCCGGCGAUGCAGGGAACAUUGAUGAGGACGCGUUGUUUGGAGGAUCAUUAGAAAUGAAUAAUAUUCCACAUCCAGAGCAAGACGCACAAAGAGAACCAGACAACGCUAACCAGCCAAAUGGAAAAGACACACAAUCAACGGCGCCCAUGGAUACAGAAGCCGAUCCCACAAGCAGUUCUUUCCAGACAGCACCACAAACUACUGAGCAGGCCGCGCCUGCUAUCGAACCAGUAACGAACGGCUUGCCCCAUGCAGAAAUCACCGAGCCUCCGUCGGCUACACAGGAGCCUGAAACUUUAGAAAAUUCGUCCCAAAUAACAUCGGACACAACCUUCCUUGCUGCUUCGAUUGAGGGUACAAUUCGCAUUUGGGACAGGCGGCAGCCGAAUCCUGUCGCACGUAUUAGUCCUCGGAAUGUCCCACCUUGGUGCAUGAACGCCUGCUGGUCCCCGGAUGGGAACUACAUCUAUGCAGGGCGUCGUAAUGGCACAGUUGAAGAAUUCAGCUUACACAAAGGCUUUAGAGAGCCUGAGCGGGUCUUUAGGCUUCCCCAGGUGGGUGGAGCAGUAACUGCAGUCAAGGCAAUGCCCAACGGGCGACAUCUUCUAUGUGCUUCGCACGAUAUUCUUCGCCUGUACGACCUGAAAGAGCAGUCAUAUAAACACUCGGCUGUCCCUUUCCUAGUCAUCCCCGGCCAUCGGACAGGCGUCAUCUCGCAAUUAUAUGUUGACCCUACUUGCCGGUUUAUGCUGUCCGCAAGUGGCAACCGCGGCUGGGAAGGUAAUACCACAGAAGUUCUUUUGGGAUAUGAGAUCAAUGUAUAAAAAUUAUCUCUGGGGCGAUUCAUUUAUUGGCCUUAUUCUCCGUGGCACUGUUGGUAAUUUACGAUGCUAGAAGAACGAUAUUCUCUUUGGAUAGAUUAUGCCGUUCUACGUGUGUAUUAUGAACUGGGAAUUCUGGGGCAUUUUGAUCGGGCACUUAUAAAACGAAUCAUUACGACCAGCUUAUACAAGGCAAUUUUGAAAGACC